AGGCAGGCACCGCUUUGUAGUUCACAGUGGAUCUGUGCGCAAGCAAGCAAGGGUUGGCGGUGGUGUGUGAAAAAGUUUUGUAGCGAAAAUGUUGUCCUGAAAAGUCGUCCGUGAGCAGUUGAACUUUUUUAGCUAAUUUAGCAUCAGAUUUCUCGUUCUAAACUAGUGCACGAAUGUGAGCUAAAGUGUGGUGUUGCCCGAGAGCUAUAAGAACGCAACCGAGCGCUGCGAAUUCGGUGUGAAAUUAGCGAAAAUUUGCAAUCUCUAUCACAUAGAAGCCGCAUAUAUUACCGAGCGUUUGAUACUAGCAAGCAUCGCAAAGUUUAUGAUUUAACCAAUCAAUCAGACAAUCAACUAUCCUCAAAAGCGUAACAUCAUGGGAAAAGAGCUGCUGAACAAUAGUUCUUUCUGCCAACAGCUGGGCGCGACUCUCGUGCGCAAUUUCAAACUGAAAAUUAGAGACUCGAGGAAAACGAUUGCCGAAGUAUUUCUACCGUUGUACACACUUGGGACGCUGAUAGUGCUGAAGAUACUGAUUCCCAAUCCUAACUUUCACGCCAUAACGGAGCCACGUGGAGCGGCAUCGCUUUUCGAACAUUUUCAGCACGACAAAGCCCACACCAUCGCGGUUCUGCCGCAGCCAAACUCCUCUACAACUUUGCAAUUUCUAAGCGAAGCCAACGAGCUGUGGAUAUCGAAUCGGCACCACUCGGCCGGCCAUCAUCCGAUCAAAUGGAUCGUGUACGACACACAGGACGAACUGCUGGCCGCGUACUGGCGCGACCCGGACAAGAUGCCGCUUGCGCUGAUAUUCCACAGCGAGGAUCCCAUGUACGGGCAGCUGCGCUACGAGAUCCGCACGAAUCCGUCGUUUUUCGUGACGCCCGCGACAACCGAGCUGUACUCGUCGCUGGUCACCUGUCGCCAAUCGGACAGCUACUGGUCGGCGGUCAUACCGAUCGAAACCGGCGACUCCUGCCCAGUGAAUCAGUAUUACUAUUCCGGGUUUGUGGCGCUGCAGACCUUGCUGGAUUACACCAAAAUCAAGAUCGUAACGCAAAACGAUGACAUUCAGAUACCUCACAUUACGCUAGAGAUGUUUCCUAAGGAAGCCUAUACGGGUAAUUGGAUGGUUGCAUUUAGACUAGUGAUACCAAUCUAUAUGGUGAUGGCACUGUCCCAGUUUAUCACAUAUCUGCUAAUACUGAUUGUUGGCGAGAAGGAGAACCACAUCAAGGAGGGGUUGAAGAUUAUGGGCCUGCGGGAUUCCGUGUUCUGGUGUGGCUGGUUCAUUAUCUACGCGGUGUUCGUGACCUUCCUAACCUUCGUGUCUGUUAUACUGCUGUUUUCGCUUGGCGUUUUCCAGAACACAAACUAUCUACCGGUGUUCAUUUUGAUUUUACUCUACAGCUUCUCGGUCAUUUUGAUAGGCUUCAUGAUUACACCGUUUUUCGAUAACUCUAGGACGGCCGGCAUUUUGGGUAAUUUUGCGGUCAACAUCAUGUCGCUGCUAUACUUCUUGCAGGUGUUUAUUGACGAUACGCACACUUCAGCUGCCUUGUGGACCGUGUCUCUGAUAUCGCCGACCGGAUUCGCGCUGGCGAUGGACAAGAUCCUAGUGCUCGACAUAUCGGGGCAGGGUGUUACGUUGAACAAUCUGUGGACCGGGCCUGGGAUUCCGAUUGGAGGAUCCAUUCUGAUGCUGGUGGUUGACAUCCUGCUGUACGCUGCUUUGGCGUUCUAUUUUGACUGUGUGAUCCCGUCGGAUCAUGGAACGAAGCAGCGCCCCUGUUUCUGCUUCAGUCGCCACUAUUGGUGUAAGAAGAAAGUGCCAAAAGUAGCACUCUUGAACGGUGAGUCGGCGAACUCCUUUGGUAAUUUGGACGAGCAAACGAGGGAUAUCGAACCAGUCUCGCGUGAGAUGCGUGGCAAGGAAGCCAUUCGGAUAGUGGAUUUGUACAAGACAUUUCACUCGUGUCGGAAGCCAGCGGUGAACGCAGUUAAUGGUAUCAACUUGACGAUAUAUGAGGGGCAAAUAACGGCGAUUUUAGGUCAUAACGGAGCCGGAAAGAGUACACUGUUCAAUAUACUAACUGGUCUGACUUCCCCGACGUCGGGAACGGUGUACAUCUUUGGGUACGACAUACGUGACCCGAACGACAUGACGAUGAUUCGCCGGAUGACCGGAGUCUGUCCGCAGCAUGACAUCUUGUUUGAAACGUUGACACCGAAGGAACAUCUAUACUUUUUUGCGGCAGUUCGUGGGAUAGCGCCUAACCAGGUGGAUAGCGAGGUGAAGAAAACAUUGCGGGACAUCGAUCUGUUCGAUUCGGCAGAGACGCGGGUUAAAUAUUUAAGUGGAGGCCAGAAGCGAAAGCUUUCCGUUGGUAUUGCGAUCAUCGGUGACCCGAAGAUCAUUAUCUUAGACGAACCAACGGCAGGGGUGGAUCCUUAUUCGCGGCGGCACAUGUGGUCUAUCUUGCAAAACCGUAAGCAUGGAAAAGUGAUCCUGCUGACGACGCACUUCAUGGACGAAGCGGAUAUUCUAGCUGAGCGCAAAGCCGUUGUUUCCAGGGGCCGUUUGCGUUGCUGUGGCUCUUCAUUAUUUCUGAAGAACAAAUUCGGUGUGGGAUAUCAUUUGACGUUGGUUCUGGACACGUGCGCCUGUGAGACGUCUAUUACGAAGCUGGUUAAUGAGCAUGUGCCAAAAGCCGAAAAAGCUAGACGACACGGACGUGAACUUAGCUACAUUCUACCGCAUGACGCUGUCAAUUCAUUCGUUUCCUUGUUCGAUGAUAUUGAGAAGGAAAUUAGAACCAAGAAACUGAAGUUGGGAAUCUGUUCGUACGGGGUUUCUAUGACCACACUGGAGGAAGUAUUUCUACAUUUGGAAACACAGCGGGAGGAAGAGCAGAAGGUGGAAACCGAAGAGGAAGACGAUCAGGAGGCGGCUUAUGGAGAUAGCAUUAGCCGAAAGGUGAUGAAGAAUCGAGCGCUGCCAAGAAGUCUGUCGCUGCAGGAGCGAAGCAAUAGCUACCAAUCUUUAAAGAACGACACUAAAAAUCUGCUGGAAAAGCAGAACACGGAGAACAAAACUUCACUACCGGAUAACGGACUGGACUUCGAUACAAUCAUACCGGUGAAUGGACUGACGAACGACGUCGAGGUUGUUAAAAGUGAAAAAGGUUCGGCGGCUCCGUCACCUAUUCUGAAAAUUCACCGCAAAAGACAGCACGGCAGAUCCCGGAACGGGGUCAGCAAGAGCACGAAAAGUAUUUACGAGGAUCCAACCCAUACCUCGUCCUCGGUUGUGAAACUGAACAGUCAGAACAAAACUAACUGGAUGGAUUUGGAUGACAUCGAGCUGAGACCGUCUUGUUUUGAUACUAUCGUAGCACUACUUAAGCUUAGAAUUACAAUACUCUUUCGCGACAUUCAGCGUCUGUAUCUGCUAAUAAUCCUACCGCUGGCGUUCACUGCGCUUGGUUUGUACUUGAACUCUAUCCAGGUGAUAUCACCGGUGAUGCGUUCCAUCCUGCUGGACAACAGCACGUACGGCAGCAACAUUACCAAAAUCGCAGUCCAUGAUAACACGAAUAGACUGCUGUCACAGCACACCCUCUACCACCACCACCAGCUGCAGCAGCCCUCGCCGUCGCCACUUCUGCUGCACCAGAAACACCACCAACAUCAGCACAACGCCCAGCAGCAGUCCAAAGAAUCAUCAUAUCUCUAUCAUCGUUUCAUUGAGGAACUGAAGCAAUCAUCGAACGUCACCGAAGACUACAGCGGUAACUUUUCGUUGCUGCUAGAGAUGGCCCCGCACAUGGCGGCCUUCAACGUAAACACUAUAUCAUGGUCAAAUGUGUCAAUAACUACUUUGUACAAUGAUACCACUCAACAUAGUCUCCCAAUAAUCUUAAAUCUAAUAAGUAACACUUUGCUGCGGAUGUUCGUCAAAGUGGGAAUACCAGCCUCGUCCCAAGCGGUCUACCGUCACCAGCGCAUUGUCACUAGGCAACAGUACGGAACCGUCGACUACGGCGAGGAGAUGCCACUAGGAGAUGAACCACUGGACACCUCAUCGUCAUCAUCAUCGUCUUCAAUGACGCCAUCGAUGGUUGGCUCCACUGGCGCCGGAGGAGGGCCGGAAUCAGUACUCAACAUCGAACUACACUCGCAUCCCUUCCAGCAGACUGCGCAGCCCCAAGAGUUCAAUAUUGGCACAUUUUCGUCGGCUCUGUUUGUGGGUAUGAUAUUCGUGCUGAUUCCGGUGUCGCUAGCCGUCGAUAUGGUGUACGAUCGUGAGAUGAAGGCGAAAAACCAGCUGCGUGUCAAUGGGCUGUCCUCGGCAAUCUAUUUGUCGGCUUACUUUAUCGUGCUAUCCGGACUGAUGCUGCUGAUUUCCGCCGCCCUGUUGGGACUGGUGUUUCUGUUUGAUGUUCCCUCCUUUAGACAGCCUCCUGCACUUAUCACACUAGGUUUGCUAGUGUUCCUGUAUUCCCCUGCGGGGAUUUUGUGUUCUACGUGCUUUUCAUACUUUUUCGAUCGCACGGACUCGGCCCAGUCCAUCCUGCCUAAUAUUCUAACCUUUGUCGGACUGAUCCCCUUUAUUUUAGUAGUAUUUUUAGAUAUGCUAGGAAUUGAGGUUAAAGCUGCUAUCGCCUUGCACUACGUAUUUUCGCUUAUCAAUCCGAUGUACAUUCCGUACGCGGCGGUCUAUUUCGUGGAUCGUGUCUACAUCGCCUGCCGGCUGAGCUCCGCCUGUGCCGAGCUCUCGAUGGCCCACUACAUGACGGAGGAGAUGAUCGUGAUGGCCUGCGGGUGUCUCCUUCAUAUUCCCAUCUGGGCAUUCUGUUUGCGGGUGUCGGACCUCGUCAAAAGUGGAGGUCGCGUGAGGGAUAUGUUUCAUCGAACUACAAACGAGGAAGACAUUGUAUCCGAGGAGCAGUGUAUCGGAGAGUACGAGGACGAGGAUGUUCGCAAUGAGCGGGCGAAAAUCUUUCGACUGUCUAAUCAGGAUCAGAGCGAUCAGCUGCAGCCUGUAGUUCUGGUCAAGAACCUGCGAAAAGAAUUCUCGCAGGAGUCACUGUGCGGGAACUCAUCCUGCUGCUGCUGUGUCGACGAUGAACCACCAAGGAAGAAAGUUUCCGUACGCAGUUUGUCCUUUGCCGUGGAUGCUGGCGAAGUGCUGGGACUACUAGGCCAUAACGGAGCUGGAAAAACAACCACCAUGAGAAUAAUGACCGGAGAAACCAUUCCCACCAGAGGAACGGUUCGGGUUGCCGGUCACAGUAUUACCAUCAAUCAGGAUGAUGCGUUCAAAACCCUAGGUUAUUGCCCGCAGCACGAUGCCCUGUGGAAGAACAUCACGGUUCGCGAACACCUCGAACUGUACGCUCGCAUUAGGGGCGUCACUAGAAAAGAUUUGAACCAUUUAGUGACCACGUACCUCACCGGAUUGCACAUAAAUGAGCAUGCCAAUAAGCAAACUCAGCACUGCUCCGGUGGAACACGCCGGAAACUUAGCUACGCUAUGGCAAUGGUCGGUGCUCCCAAGGUAGUCUUGCUGGAUGAACCUUCCACGGGAAUGGAUCCCAAAUCGAAACGAUUCCUGUGGGACACAAUAUUGGCCAGCUUCCACGGAACACGUUGCGCUAUGCUGACCACUCAUUCCAUGGAGGAAGCGGAUGCACUUUGCUCGCGUGUUGGUAUCAUGGUGAAAGGUGAACUGAGGUGCCUUGGUUCAACACAGCACUUGAAGAAUCUGUACGGAGCGGGUUACACGCUCGAAAUCAAGCUGAAGCACGUCGAAAGCGUGUACAGCGAGACACCCAUCGAAAGUCAGCCCAGCAGCAGCCAGGAGCAACUGCAGCUCGACCAGAGCGUGGACCACAUCGCCGCGACACCGGUCAUCAGUAACUGCAUCGACAACCGGUCGAUGGCGUUGCGUAACUUUGUCACAGACCUCUUCCCGAGUGCCACGUUGGAGGAAAGUUUCGCCGAUCGGCUGGUUUACUCCGUACCGCAGCAGGUCGUCAGUUCAUUGGCGGAGUGCUUCUCGCGGCUCGAGAGAGCCAAAACGGAGCUGGACAUCGAGGAAUACUCCUUCAGCCAGACGACACUCGAGCAAGUGUUUCUGAAAUUUGCCCACUACGAUGAAGAGACGUCCAGUGUGCAGUAGAAUGCGCCGCAGGCUACGGGCACUGUCACGCUGGACGUUAGUGUCUGCCACUAGGAAUGAAAUGAGCGUUAUUUGUGUAUAAAAAAAACCCUAAGCUAGUAUCUAAUGGUAAGUAAGUUAAACUAAACCAAAAAGAGUAAUUAUUUAAUAUUGAUGCCCCUAAAAGUAUCUCAAAAAGACAGAAUAAAAAGCGACCCAAACCGGAUAAGUUACAUAAUCUUAACGAAUUAAAAUGAAUUACAAUAAAAAAAAGUGAAAUUACAAUAAAACAUAAAUUGAACAGUGCGAACAAGUGAAGUGACAAAAGACCCACACAAAAAAUGUACUCAUAAUACGAAAUUUAGAUGAUAGUUAAAUUGCUUGGUGGGGGCAAGUGAUCCAAAUUAAAAUGACAGCAAAAAGUGUGAAAUUUGAUUUACAUCUGUGAUUUAUUACGUUCAGUAAACCCAAAAAAAAUUAGAGGAAAAACAGAUAAAUAGACAAAAACAAAAGAUUGAUACACCCCGACCGUGGAUGGAGGGCGCUAGGAAUGGUUCAAUAAAAUUGCAAGAUAAACGCUU
Wyeomyia smithii (pitcher-plant mosquito) is the source of this 6744-nucleotide messenger RNA. Its product is annotated as cholesterol transporter ABCA5-like. The transcript is spliced from 12 exons. Gene Ontology annotation, biological process: transmembrane transport; lipid transport. Lineage: Eukaryota; Metazoa; Arthropoda; Insecta; Diptera; Culicidae. Gene Ontology annotation, cellular component: membrane; intracellular membrane-bounded organelle. Bases 377 to 6184 code for a protein of 1935 amino acids. The record is from RefSeq and is a predicted model, not a curated record. Gene Ontology annotation, molecular function: ATP hydrolysis activity; lipid carrier activity; ATP binding.